UUUAUCACUCUUACUACUGCGAGAUUUUCCAUCUUUAUCUUUAUAUCUACUAGCACUACCUGAAGUGUGAGAAGAGUCCAAGUGCCUACCCAUGUUGGCAUCCACUGAUCUACUGUGUUUACUCGAGAGCGGCGGUGUAUAUCAAGAUUCGGGAAAUUUAAGAGCAAACAUGGAAUAUAUUACUGGCCAAGAAAUUGAUGGAGAAGAGAAAGCAAAAAUAUUAUGUUGCCAAUGUGGUACUUCUAUAGAACCAAAUCCAGCAAAUAUGUGUGUGGCUUGUUUGAGGUCACACAUUGACAUUACUGAAGGGAUCCCAAAACAGGCAACAUUGCAUUUCUGUAAAGGAUGCGAAAGGUAUCUCCAGCCACCAUCUGAAUGGGUUCCAUGUGCCCUAGAAUCACGAGAGCUUCUGUCCCUCUGUUUGAAGAAGCUGAAAGGUCUUCACAGAGUAAAACUGAUUGAUGCAGGUUUUGUAUGGACUGAACCACAUUCUAAAAGGAUAAAGGUUAAACUGACAGUCCAUGCAGAAGUGUUAGGUGGUGCAAUUCUUCAGCAAGUGUUUGUUGUUGAAUACACAGUUAAUCACCAAAUGUGUGAUGACUGUCAUCGCUCAGAAGCACAGGAUUACUGGCGUGCUCUUGUUCAAGUCAGGCAGAAAGCAGAGAAUAAGAAAACAUUCUAUUACUUGGAACAGAUGAUUUUGAAGCAUAAGGCUCAUGAACACACACUUGGAAUCAAACCUAUCCAUGAGGGUCUAGAUUUCUUCUAUCCAACAGAAGCUUAUGCCAGAAAAAUGGUGGAUUUCCUGGUUUCUGUGUUGCCCUGUCGAUUCCAGCACUCCAAGAAGCUGAUAUCUCAUGAUAUCCACAGUAAUGUGUAUAAUUAUAAAUUCACUUACAGUGUGGAGAUUGUUCCCGUGUCAAAGGACAGUGUGAUCUGUUUGCCACACAAACUUACACAUCAGCUUGGAGGAAUCAGUCCCUUAUGUAUUGUGCAUAGGGUGACAAACUGUGUUCACCUUAUAGACCCAACUACAGCACAGAUUGCAGAAGUGAAUAGUACCAUCUUCUGGCGUUAUCCAUUUAACAGCAUAUGCAAUCCAAAACAGCUCACAGAGUACAUUGUUAUGGAUAUAGAACUAAUUCUGAAUAAGAACCGAAAAACAUUCCCAGGACAAGGAGCUGUUUCCAACAAGCAUAUACUGGCUGAUGUAUGGGUGGUAAAGGCAUCAGAAUUGGGUUUGUCUGAGAACACUAUCCAUUCACGAACCCAUUUAGGACACAUCCUCAAGCCUGGAGACUCUGCUCUUGGGUAUGCUUUGGGAGACAGCAACAUUAAUGAUCCCAACUUUGAAAAACUAGAUGCAACUAAAGUACCAGAUGUCAUUCUUGUAAAAAAGCACUAUGGUGAUAAAGGAGCUAGAAGGCGAUUCCGUAAUUGGAAACUGAAGCAUCUUGCUGAAGAGAAAACAAACCUCAACACAGCUACAAAUGAGUACCUUGAAUUUCUGGAUGAUUUGGAGGAAGAUCCAGCAUAUCGGCAGAACGUGAACAUCUUCCACGAUAAAAGCAAGUUUCAAACAGCAGUAGAUGUUGAUGACUUGGGAGAUGAAACUAUUCCACACAUUACUCUGGAUGAAAUGCUGGAUGACCUAAACCUGGAAGAUAUAGAUAUGCAGGAAACUGAAUAGCGAAACAAUAGUAAAAGUCAGUCCUUUUAUCAAAUGCUUGUAAAUUAUUUGAUUCUUUACAUAAUUCAUGAAACAAACGCAGUGGCAAAGUAUUCAAUAAUGUUUCAUGCCACUAACUUCUAAAUUCACAUUCACUCUGUACAUUCAGUAUACGUUCUGAAUCAAACUGCUAUGGAUGCCACUACUGCUUGUAGCAUGUUUUCAGUUGUGUUUCCAAACAUUGAUUACUGUUGCUUAGCAUUUACCCAUAUUUCUUGGUUUUGAAAAUGAACUGCCCAUCCUUACAGGAAUAAAUCACAGGCCAAGUCAGGACUUGAUUGCUGUUUGUUAUUGUGUCACCUCACUAUAGUGAGAGAUGCAGCAUACAAUAUAGAACUAAUGUAUCUGCAUAAAUAUUUUUCAUAAUAUGGGUAUUGUGUUUGAGACAAGUGUUUCAAAACCACUGUAUAGAUUAUAAGCACAUCUAGUUUGUUUGAAAACAGAUUGAUAAAGUUACAGGUUACUUCUGAGAUGUUAUAAAAGUUCAAAUUUUUUAAAUUUCUUUUGAAAGUGACGAUAAAUUAUUUCAUCACUUAUGUUGGUAAAUGAAACUUUGUAUAUGAACUUUAACAAGUAGAAAAAUAUCUUUUGACACACUCUGAAAAUGGUUGUCAGCAGUGAAAAUGUUCUGAAUCCUUGUAAGGCCUCCAUUCCUAUUAAUGCUUCUCAUAUGAAUAAAGAUCCUAGCAAUGCU
Zootermopsis nevadensis is the source of this 2423-nucleotide messenger RNA. RefSeq names its product 60S ribosomal export protein NMD3 (gene Nmd3). The record is from RefSeq and is a predicted model, not a curated record. Gene Ontology annotation, molecular function: ribosomal large subunit binding. Gene Ontology annotation, biological process: ribosomal large subunit export from nucleus. Lineage: Eukaryota; Metazoa; Arthropoda; Insecta; Blattodea; Termopsidae. Gene Ontology annotation, cellular component: nucleus; cytoplasm.